CGAGAUCUGCCUGCCAUCGAAUCCACAGUUACUCCGCAGGCUUUGCUAUCGCCUCUGUGGUGUUGACGGAAACUAUUCAUGCAGCCUACUUUGUCAGCGAGUACGGACAUAACAUACAUUUAGUCAUCGGGCACGAAGAGCCUGUAGCUUAUUCAUCGAUCUAAUCGUAUUGUGCAUGAUAGUUAAAUGUUCUGACUUUACGCACGUAGAAUAGGCAACAGCAAUCCACAUCAAGGCACUUGUUGAUUUGAAUAGGCUUACUACUUAGUUUUUUUUUUGGGGGGGGUGUGACCUGCGGCUACAGAUGGAUCGGAGUCCAUUGGGAGGUUGUCAUUAGUUUACCCAGGUUGUGUGGUACAGAGGCGGAUACAGAUGGCGCUGAUCCUCAGCUUUUAAGAGGUGGACAGCCCGGCAGCGUCCUUCAGGAACGUCAACAUCCUCGCUAUCAGCUACCGAGGGAGGGGGCAUGGGCAACCAGGUGGAUAAAAUGAAACUGUCACAUCUAAGUUACGCAGAAGUUCCCACAAUGGACCCCAACGGGCUGGACACUGAGGAGGGUCCUCGGAUCGGAGUGUCAUAUAUCUUCUCAACAGAUGACGAGGAACAGGAGGGUGAAAACAGUAAGGUAGACGGAGCGGCUAAGGAGCACCACACUGGUACGGAACAGAAACACUACGACAAGAGCAACGAGGUGGAUUGCGCUGUUUACCACCGGGAGGAAUGUAUUUAUGAGAAGAGCGUCAAGACCGCGAGCAUGGAAAUAUACUCCCCCGAGAAUAUACUACACAAAUGCAAGGCAGGUGACCUGGUGGAGUUUGUAACCACGGGGCAGUACCCCCACUGGGCGGUGUAUGUCGGUGACUUCCAGGUGGUGCACCUGCACAGAGCAGAGAUAAAGAGCAGCUUCCUGACAGGCGCCAGCCAGGGAAGGAGAUGUAGGAUAGUCAACGAGCUGUAUAAAUUCAAAGCCCUCAGCGCCGAGAUGGUGGUUCAGAACGCUAUGGAACAGGUAGGAGCUAAAGACAGAGAGUUGAGCUGGAGAAAUUCAGAGUGCUUUGCUGCUUGGUGCAGGUUUGGCAAACGGGAGUUCAAAAUGGGCGGGGAUAUCCGGAUAGGAAAACAGCCAUACAGGUUAAAGAUCCUGAUGUCAGAUAAACAGUCUCACAUGCUGGAGUUCCAGUGUUUAGAGGACUUGGUCAUGGAGAAGAGGAGACACGACCAGGUGGGAAGGACAUCAGUGGUCCAGGAGCUGGCCAAUCAUUUGAACAGUGUGGAAGAGAUCAAAAGGAAUCCACUCAGUGAUCCAAUAACUGCACAGAUUGCUCAGUGAUCUGAUGGAUUUAAGAUGAUGAUGUCCCUUUCCUAUCCAAUCACAGACCACUAAGUGGAGAACCAAACACACAUUUUAUAAUACAUGUUGAUGAAUUGAAUCAAAUGGCACAUUUUGUUUUUUUGAUGAAUAGAAUCAAAUGGCACAUUCUGUUUUUUUGAUGAAUAGAAUCAAAUGGCACAUUCUGUUUUUUUGAUGAAUAGAAUCAAAUGGCACAUUAUGUUUUUUUGAUGAAUAGAAUCAAAUGGCACAUUCUGAUGAAUAGAAUCAAAUGGCACAUUCUGAUGAAUAGAAUCAAAUGGCACAUUAUGUUUUUUGAUGAAUAGAAUCAAAUGGCACAUUCUGAUGAAUAGAAUCAAAUGGCACAUUCUGAUGAAUAGAAUCAAAUGGCACAUUCUGAUGAAUAGAAUCAAAUGGCACAUUCUGAUGAAUAGAAUCAAAUGGCACAUUCUGAUGAAUAGAAUCAAAUGGCACAUUCUGAUGAAUAGAAUCAAAUGGCACAUUCUGAUGAAUAGAAUCAAAUGGCACAUUCUGAUGAAUAGAAUCAAAUGGCACAUUCUGAUGAAUAGAAUCAAAUGGCACAUUGUUUUUUGAUGAAUAGAAUCAAAUGGCACAUUGUGAUGAAUAGAAUCAAAUGGCACAUUCUGAUGAAUAGAAUCAAAUUGCACAUUGUUUUUUGAUGAAUAGAAUCAAAUGGCACAUUCUGAUGAAUAGAAUCAAAUGGCACAUUCUGAUGAAUAGAAUCAAAUGGCACAUUCUGAUGAAUUGAAUCAAAUGGCACAUUCUGAUGAAUUGAAUCAAAUGGGAUUUUCUGUUUUUUGAUGAAUAGAAUCAAAUGGGACAUUCUGUUUUUUGAUGAAUAGAAUCAAAUGGGACAUUCUGUUUUUUGAUUGAUGGAGAAAAUUGUCUCAAAGGUGCAGAAUAUGAUUUGUUUAUGAAUCAUAAUGAUUGACAUGAUAAUAUACUUUGCAUGUUUUCAUGUCUCUAACAGGAAACUAUCAUACAAACAUACCUAUAGGCGUAAGGUUAUCUCAUUCUGAUGAAAACAUGUUGUAGAGCAUAGGUUGAUCAAUCAUCUCGCUUAUUGUACGGUACCAAUCAUCUGAGUCAAGUAAAUUAUCAUUACAUCUUUGCAAUCGAACUGGCUUUUAUUCCUGGCUGUCUACAGGUGUGUGUUUCUUCAGACACUCUCUCUAGACCAAAAUGGAUGCUUUCCAAGUGGACCCCUAUUCCCUAUAGUGCACUACUUCUGCCCAGGGCUCCAAAGAAGUGCACUACUUCUGCCCAGGCCUCCAAGGUAGUGUACUAUGAAGGGGAUAGGGUGAGGUUUGGAACACAACCAUAGUCUUUUCAUCAUUUACUUCCUGUUUCUACAUGCUUUACAGUCAGCCUCAUACCAGAGAACUAGCCUGUUUCCACCUGCUUUACAUGCUGUCAGCCUCAUACCAGAGUACUAGCCCGUUUCCACCUGCUUUACAUACAGUCAGCCUCAUACCAGAGUACUAGCCUGUUUCUACCUGCUUUACAUACAGUCAGCCUCAUACCAGAGUACUAGCCUGUUUCUACCUGCUGUAGUCAGCCUCAUACCAGAGUACUAGCCUGUUUCUACCUGCUUUACAGUCAGCCUCAUACCAGAGUACUAGCCUGUUUCUACCUGCUUUACAUACAG
This is a messenger RNA of Oncorhynchus gorbuscha (pink salmon), 2999 nucleotides long. RefSeq names its product protein LRATD2-like. The coding region runs from base 467 to 1330 and encodes 287 amino acids. The record is from RefSeq and is a predicted model, not a curated record. NCBI's taxonomy places the organism in Eukaryota, Metazoa, Chordata, Actinopteri, Salmoniformes, Salmonidae. The transcript has a single exon.